AAAUGUAAUUGAGAGAAGAUAUUAUUGUGAAAGAGAUGUUAUUCUGUUAAUGCAUUCACGAAUAUCUUUGGGUACAGAGGAUAUUUCUUAUGCUUUGAUCCUACUGGUUUUCAUCAUUUUCAACACGCGUGUUGCUUCUUAUUUAACGUCAGGUAUAAUUGAUUUCAGGCGAAACACCUGCGUGCUCCGUCCGUCCAGGCUCGAGUUAUCGAUCCCCCCUCAUUUUAGCGUCUCGUAUCACGGGAACUUCACUAAAUUAAUUCCGUUUUAUUUGUCCUGGCCAUUACGCUUCUUAGUUAUAUAUAAAGCUUUCAUUGACCAAUAACAAACUUUGUGUUUAUCUUAUUUAUGGCAAUAGACUUUAAUUUCCUUCCGGAGGGUCGGUGAAAUGUGGAUUUUGAUUGACUGGAGCCUAGAUAAUAGAAUUCUUAAUCACGGACAGUUAAACAAUAGGUUGCGUUAUGGAAUAUUAGCUACCGUCACACGCCUCCCAGCAAAUGGAAUGAAAUAUAUUCAAAACAUUUGAAAGGGUGCGUUAAGCUGGUCGAUUCUGUGUCAUUGGAUCUUUUUUUCAAUCAAUAACUUCACGCUUUUGGUCCAAUUCCGUAAUCAAAGCAAAACAAAGCGCUAAGCUGCUACCAGGAGUGCGCGAAGCUGGUUAGCGAGGCGCAGGAUAGUGGCGCCAAGGAGCAGGGAGAAAUGUUUGGUCGUGCAAACUAUAACUUUUGUCCGACGAAGAUUCUUGCAUUUACUUAUUUACAACUCGGAUUUUCUAAUUUCUUGGACAGGAACCGACAAAGGAUUUUUCACCUUUCUGUUUGUUUUCAUCUACCUGUUUAAAUGGAACGCAUCCAAUUUCAGCGGCACUUGUGCGUGGAAAAUACAAAUCUUUUAUUGUGUGUAGAUUUGUAUAGUAAAAAUUGGCUUUUUACCGACAUAUGUCAGUUAGCAUUCUUAAUGGAUGGACUGGUCCAUUCAAUGAAAUAAAUUCCGUAUGUAGUUCCUGGAAUAAACAUGAAAUUAAAAAAAACAGUGGUGAUCUGAAAGAGUAUUUUUGAGUGGUGGAUCAAAUGAUAAGAAUUGUUGGGGGUCUAAGCCUUAUUUUUAAACAAUGUUAAAAUUUCAAAUAUACUGUGAUGUGACAAGCAAUCAAAAUGCCAAGUUUGAUUAAAAAGUUAUCAGGAAGGGUACCUUCCUUACCUCGAAUUCCCGAGCCCAGCGAUUCGAGCGAGGAUGAUAUCAUUCUCCAGAGGCUUGGGCCAGACAGAAAUAGAAUCGCCUGGUCUGGGGAAAAUACCUUUAGUGUAAUUCCCCCUACCCCCAACGGAGCAUCGAAUAAUGGUAGCGAAUUGGGUCCAGCGUCACCAGUUAGGGGCAUUCUGCGUGGUCCAGAGAGGAGAGGACAAGGCAGUACAUCAGAGGGUAGAACGGCUAAUGGUGCGGCGGUCUCCAGGAUAGGCCAGAACCGCCAGUCCUCCGGUAAUACUUCCACUAGACCACGUUAUAACAGGACACCGGUUCGAAUGACUGUUGCUGGAGAGUGGGCUCUCAAAGAAUGUGAGUCAUUGACAACAUGGGUGAAUAAAGUUCUUAAGGAUUCUGGCUCAGAACCGGUGGUGGAUCUAAGGAAAAGUGUGGGAGAUGGAGUUACACUUGUACAGUUAGCGGAAAAAACUUGUGGUAAAUUUCCAGAGGAGGUUGACACAGACAUAAACUCCAAACAGGACCGAGUGAACAACUUACAAGUCUGUCUGAGUCACCUUAAGUCAUCAGGAGUUGAUCUCACCGCCAUUGAUGCUGAGGAUAUCGCUGAUGGAAAUUUAAAGUCCACCCUGCUCCUCAUUGGGAAUAUCAAGAGAAAAGUGGAGGCAGACACAGAGAGUAAGACAAAGGCAAACACAGCAUUAAGGGAAGGCAGCAAUGUAACUGCUCCUAAAAUGCCAGGGGCAAUUACUCUUCCAGGAGGUAUGAGGGAGCCUCCCCUUGGAGUCAAUGAUUACCCUAUGACCCCUCAGCGGAGGACCUUGACCCAGCCCUCAGAUGACCUCAUCCCGGGGAUCCUGAGGAAGGAGGAGACAGUACCUCGCCCUCAGUCUGUCCCUCCUCAACCACUCAUAUCUAUGACUGAGCUGAGCUCUACAGGAGUUUUCCAGCGCGGGGCGGAGGAGAGAAGACAAUUGUACUCACACAAUAACUACAGUACUCAGUUGUCAAGAGGAGCUGGUCCCAGACAGCAGACGACAGUCAAACCGAGCAUGCCCACUAAUAAACUUCCUUCCAAUGCCUGGUCCACGGAGUCCCAGAAACCACAGCCCGGACCAGCUGGUGCUGUGUCUGUUGAGGAGCGAUUGAAGUCCUUGAUAUCUAGCCCCUCCUCUGAGCGGGCCCCCCCAGCUUCCAAGAGUUUUGAUGAUGGUGAAUUGAUUGUCCCCUUCCCUCCUCAACCACGAAAUCCUAUGUCAGGGGGAGUUAACCCCAGUCACCAGAGAUAUCCAUCUGUACCUGCCAAUAAUCAGUCAAACACAUACAUUCCGUCCAGACCAAAUGAUAGGGCACAUCAUAGCUCCCGAGCUGAGGCAAUACUCAGUCAACCAAAUACUUCAUCGAAUCAUCCUGCAUCGUCCCAAGUCCACUCCACAUACAAUCCCAGCCAGGUCCACAACACGCCUUCAUACCAAGAUCCGUCCUACAUACAGAGCAGCAGUUAUUCCAGUGCCAUACCCCCUGGACCAGCAAACCAGGGUUACGGGGACAAAACCAGGAAUAGAGUUGUCACCCCGAGCAUUGAGGCCGCAGAAUGGGGCAGAAAGAGAGGACAUGAAAAUCAUGGAUAUGUUGGAGAGACCUCUCCAGUCAGGGAUAGAGGACUUAACAGGGAGGACAGCGAGUGUUCAUCUAGAGGCCCUGGUGCUGACGGAAUGAGAGACGCCUGGAACAGACUCUACGGAGGCAGGAUGUCAGUUCAAGGUGACCCCAGACCACAGCAGUCAGAAUACCACCACCAGAGUACUAAUAAUUAUAUGGAUAUGACCGGUAAAGACUCCAGAAGUAAUGUGAUUCCUCCAACCACACUUAGAACAAGUCCCUUGGGUCAGAGUGCACAGGGUCAUGGGUCGAGUCAAAGUCAGAUUAGUUCUUCACAGGCUUCCCCUAGUAGUGUCUCAUUUCCAGGAUUCAACAAAUCUUUGACGGAGAAUUUGUCUGGUUUCCAACACACGAUUGGUCCUUCUUCCAAGUAUCCAGAUUAUUCAGGAAGACCAGUGCCAGGCAAGGAACCAGGGCCUAUGGAAAAGGACAAUAUUGGAUAUAAGGACCCAAGGGGACUUCCCCCAAAACCAUUUCCUCGUGCUAGCAGUGACAGCACACUUCAUGAGCCAGAAGUCAGUAUUUUUGAUUACCAUAUUUCACCCAGUGAGGCUUCCUCCCGGUCAGUGACUCCCCCUCUUCCUCCUUUAUCUAACACAGACUCAGAUUCCUCAGUGGGAAGUCCCCCUCUUCCUCGAGCCUCGAGUUCUACUCACCUUGCUCCUCAUAAAAACCCUGAUGUUGUCACCUCCACAACACUAGUGCCCACCGGGGACAAGAAAAAACGAACUUCUCAGUCCCAAAUCCCAAACAAAAGUGAUAAAAAGCAUUCCUCCAAAUCAUCUCAUUCUAUAAAGUUCCCACCUCCUCAAAUGAAUGAGAAGAUGCAAGACUCCGGGGUAUUGAGUGAUGUGAGGGAACUUGGCACAGACAGUGAUCUUCCUUUCGAUAUAGAAGAUACUAUUUUGACUGUGGAUUCUAUUGAUACAGAAAUGCAGACAAUUCAUGCUGGGAUUCAAAAGCUGCAAGGUGAUGGAGGAAUGCGUGAGAGACUUGACAAUCUGGAGGGAUUGUAUUCAGAGGUUGUCCGUGUGUUGGGGAGCAAUCCCCCAAACAUGAGGAGGAGAUGGAGUCUUGCCAGCUCUGAUACCAGCUCACUUCGACGGCCGGUCAGAAAGUUCAAACCCCAGGCAGGGAAUUCCAACUCCCGGAGCCAUCAUCAUCACCAUCACAAAGACAUUAAAGCCAUUAAUCGUCGAUUCCAAAGACUAGAAUCACAUGUGGUCACUCUAGCUAGAAGUGUUGCCCAUCUUUCGUCAGAGCUUCGUUCCCAUAAUUCCAUGGUCAGUGAACUGGAUUCCUUACGCAAAGAGGUGCGAGAGAUGAAGGAGCAGCAGUUUAUAUUGUCCCACCAGUCCGCGGCACAAGGCCACAACUCACUAGAACACAACAAGGGAUGGGGUCCCUCCCUGACUAACCCCAAAAGGAUCAAUAAACUAACUCAGUUUUUCGGACAGGAACCACCACUGAUGGAAUGGUUCUUGAAGAAUUUAGGAUAUGAGAAAUUUGCAUCAAACUUUGAGGCUGAACACAUUGGAAUGUUGGAGCUUCCAUACAUGACUGAGGAAAGGUUGGAGAAAAUUGGAAUUCCCAUGGGGCCUCGACUACGGAUUCUACAGGAAGCACAAAACUGUUUCCAGCAUGAAAAUCUCAAUAUAUACAUUGUCUGAGAUUAGGGAUGUUUUACAGAUAUGAAGGAAUAAGAAUCCAGGAACAAAUGAAAGUCCUUUGUUUUUUUAAUGAAAUUAAGAUCAUGGGGUAGAAAUAUGGGAAAUAUUCUUCAGUAUAUAUUUUUUUAAUUAUAUUUAAGUAUAAUGUAUUCAUUUUAUUUUAUGUUGUAUAAUCAAAAGAAUAUUGACGUUUGUUCAUCACUUAAUAAGGAAGAUGUAGCAAGGGUUUUGACAAAUCUCAGAUGAGGUUAAUUGGAAUCAAUUAAUAAAUUCGUAUUUUGCUAUAACACCGUUAUAAUCAGGGAGGGGUUCAGCAAUAACUCAAUAGUGCUGUAGUUAUUUAUAAACAUUAUAACAGUGUGCAGGGUUUAUAUAUGCUAUUUAUGAUUGUGUUCAUUAUCAGGUUGAAGCAAUAUCCAUUUUUGAAUCCGCAGCUAUUUAGUUGUUAUUCAUAAUUGCCUUGUUCUGUGAUAAUAAAAUGAUUCUGAUAUUUA
Saccostrea cuccullata (small rock oyster) is the source of this 5029-nucleotide messenger RNA. RefSeq lists its product as uncharacterized. Bases 1155 to 4535 code for a protein of 1126 amino acids. The record is from RefSeq and is a predicted model, not a curated record. Gene Ontology annotation, molecular function: protein binding. Lineage: Eukaryota; Metazoa; Mollusca; Bivalvia; Ostreida; Ostreidae. The transcript is spliced from 15 exons.